This is a messenger RNA of Prunus mume (Japanese apricot), 2234 nucleotides long. RefSeq names its product protein PIN-LIKES 3-like. Gene Ontology annotation, biological process: endoplasmic reticulum to cytosol auxin transport. Lineage: Eukaryota; Viridiplantae; Streptophyta; Magnoliopsida; Rosales; Rosaceae. The record is from RefSeq and is a predicted model, not a curated record. Gene Ontology annotation, cellular component: membrane.
ACUUGCUCGUGUUCCAUGCGCCGUAUGAUAUAUAUAAAUAUGUGGUUGGCUUCUUGUUGGUAACUUGAGUUUUUCUGCAACCAUAUUCAAGCAUUUAUUACCAGAGUCUAUGAGGAGGAGGAAUUCUGAAUUUUUAUGUCCUUCAUUUGAUUUAUUUCUUGAAGAAAAAAAUAUUUGGGAAAUUUCAAAUAGCAAAUAGCUAGGUAGGUACUCUGCUCUUCUCUUCUCUGCUGCGUCUGCAGAUUCAUAGAGGAGAAGAGGUAAAUAAAGCUCAUUUCCAGCUCCAGAGCAGAGUGGUGAAGGGAGGGAUAAUAAUAACAAGUAUAAUUCAGGUUCAGCAAGGAUGGAGGUUUUGCAGCUCUUCAUCACCGCAUCAAUUCCGGUGUUGAAAGUGCUCUUGAUCACUGCGCUUGGCUCAUAUCUUGCGCUUGAUAGCGUCAACAUUCUCGGGGAAGACACUAGGAAGCACUUAAACACUGUUGUAUUUUACGUAUUGAAUCCUGCCCUGGUGAGCAGCAACCUUGCACGGACAAUAACAUAUGAAAGCAUAGUUAAGCUGUGGUUCAUGCCGGUGAAUAUCCUCAUCACAUUUAUUGUUGGUUCGAUACUAGGAUGGAUACUCCUCCUGCUAACAAGACCUCCUGCACAUCUGCGAGGCCUCGUCUUGGGUUGCUGUGCUGCAGGAAAUUUGGGGAACUUGCUCCUCAUUAUAGUCCCAGCUGUUUGCAAAGAAAAAGGGAGCCCAUUUGGAGCUCCUGAUGUCUGUCGUACUUAUGGAUUGGCUUAUGCUUCACUUUCAAUGGCGAUAGGAGCCAUUUAUUUGUGGUCCUAUGUGUAUAAUAUUGUGCGGAUAUCUGCAAAGAGAGGCACCCAAGAUUCAACCCAGUCUCUGGUGAGAUCCUUCACACCGAACGAAAUAAGUUGCACUGAGCCUCUGCUUUCUUCAAAGGAAUCUGAGGUAGUGGAGGACAAUGCCAAUCAUUAUGCACUGCCCUGCACUAUAUCUGAGGAAAACGCUAAGAUGACAACUUCUGGUAAAAUAAAGCAACGUAUAAUGAUUGUGUUUGGAAAGCUCAAUCUGAAAACAAUAUUUGCCCCUUCUACUACUGGCGCAAUUGUUGGUUUUUCAAUCGGACUCAUCCCUCAGAUUCGAAAAGCACUGAUAGGAGAUGGUGCUCCUCUACGGGUGGUUCAAGACACUGCUGCUUUGUUGGGAGAUGGAGCUAUCCCAACUCUCACUUUGAUAAUAGGAGGAAACCUACUUAAAGGUUUGAGAGGGCCAGGGAUGCAGAAAUCUCUGGUUGUUGGCAUCAUCAUUGUUCGUUAUGUUGCCCUGCCUCUUAUAGGAAUAUUGGUUGUUAAAGGUGCACUCAAAUUAGGGUUGGUGCACUCUGAUCCAUUGUAUCUGUUCGUUCUUUUGCUUCAGUUUUCACUCCCACCAGCGAUGAACAUAGGAACAAUGACUCAAUUGUUCGGAGCAGGAGAAAAGGAAUGUUCAGUUAUCAUGCUGUGGACUUAUGCUUUCGCUUCAGUAUCGCUUACUUUUUGGUCCGCCUUUUUCAUGUGGCUUGUGGCCCGAGUGUGAAACAGCUACAAAGCAUCCUCCAUUGAAGCAAAAUUUUACAUCCAUCUUCUAAUAGAAUUGUUGGCAAUUUGUGAACAAGGAAAAACAAACUUACUUGCAAAUUGUAAACAAUGGCAACUUUUAAUCUUGUACUCAGAUUAUUAGAAUUAAAUGCAAAGUUGAGCAAUCCACUUCCGCAAAUCGAUCCUAAGUUACAGCUGCAAAUAUGCAUGAAGAAAGCAAUUAAAUUCGAUACUGAAUAUAUCCGUCAGCCAGCAAGCACUGAUGAUUAGCAUCUCAGUCAAUAUUCAAUCAUCAUAUUUGCAGAGCAGAGAGGUGAAGUGAAGGGCUAAUAAUUAUUCAUCAAGGAUAAUGAAUCUUCUGCAGCUCUUCAUCACCGUAUCAAUUCCAGUACUGAAAAUGUUCUUGAUCACUGCGCUUGUCUCAUAUCUUGCGCUUGGUCGCGUCAAUAUUUUUGGGGAAGACGCUAGGAAGCACUUAAGACACUGUAACUUCUUAUUUCAUUCAUUCAUGAAUUUUCGUGUAAAUCUUUGUCCAUUUUUCUUUAAGAAAAAGGGAAAGUAGAUUCCGUGGCUUAGGGGCGGAGCCACACUGGGACCAAUGUGGUCUCGGGUUCCCACUCAAGUUUUUAUAUAUUUUAAAAGUAAUA